Mangifera indica (mango) is the source of this 3464-nucleotide messenger RNA. Its product is annotated as pentatricopeptide repeat-containing protein At2g29760, chloroplastic. Gene Ontology annotation, biological process: RNA modification. The transcript has a single exon. The record is from RefSeq and is a predicted model, not a curated record. Gene Ontology annotation, molecular function: protein binding; RNA binding; zinc ion binding. NCBI's taxonomy places the organism in Eukaryota, Viridiplantae, Streptophyta, Magnoliopsida, Sapindales, Anacardiaceae. Bases 230 to 2440 code for a protein of 736 amino acids.
CCUUUUGUUGCUACCUUACCUUCCGAGUGAUGUGGAACUAGGUCCAGCAGGAAGUAUAUUAUAACGACGACUAGUCGUUUAGCUUCUAAACUGCUGAACGACAUGCCAUUUAAUAAACGAAACGAGAAGUAUCACGUCGUUUGUCGAACUACAAGCCAUCCACUCGUUUCAGAAAACAAAAUUCUAGAAAAGCGCUGUUUGGAUAGUUGACAGAUGAACUCUGCAGCUCAUGGAAACUCUAAGCACCCCGCUUGUUUCUCUUCCACGUCACCCAAAUCCAACUCCCCUAACUGUUGAUAACGGUCAUCGUGACCACCCAGUUUUCUCUCUAAUCAACCUAUGCUCAACUAUAAAACAACUCAAACAAAUCCAUGCUCAUAUGCUCCGUACAGGUCUGUUCUUAGACCCUUACUCGGCCAGCAAGCUCUUCAAAGCCACUGCCCUGUCAUCUUUCUCGAGCCUUGAGUAUGCUCGCCAGGUGUUUGAUCAAAUUCCCCAACCAAAUCUUUUCACAUUCAACACCCUCAUUCGCAUUUAUUCGUUUAGUUCUGAGCCCAUUCAAAGUGUUAAAAUCUUUUUGCGAAUGCUUUCUGAAUCUCCUUAUUAUCCAAACAAAUUCACGUUCCCCUUUUUAAUCAAAGCGGCUGCGGAGAUUGCUAGGUUACCUGUUGGGCAAGUUUUUCAUGGAAUGGCUAUUAAGUCUUCGCUUGGUGAUGAUGUGUAUAUUCUUAAUUCAUUAAUACACUUUUAUUCGUCGUGUGGGGAUUUAGAUAUGGCUUAUAGGGUUUUUGUUAUGAUUGAUAAUAAAGAUGUUGUGUCUUGGAAUUCGAUGAUUUCAGGUUUUGUUCAAGGAGGUCGUUUUGAGAUGGCAUUAGAGUUGUUUAGAGAAAUGGAGGUAGAUAAUGCUAAGCCUAAUGAUGUAACAAUGGUGGGUCUUUUAUCAGGUUGUGCUAAGAAAAGGGAUUUGGAGCUUGGGAGAUGGGUCUGUUCUUAUAUUGAAAAGAAACAGAUAAAAAUGGACUUGACUAUGAGUAAUGCGAUGCUUGAUAUGUUUGUUAAAUGUGGGACCUUGGAAGAUGCAAAAAGAUUGUUUGAUAAGAUGGAAGAAAAAGAUAUAAUUUCCUGGACGACCAUGAUUGAUGGUUAUGCUAAAUUGGGGGAGUAUGAUGCAGCAAGGUGUGUUUUAGAUGUCAUGCCAAGACAAGAGAUUGCUACAUGGAAUGCGCUUAUAUCAGCGUAUGAACAGAAUGGGAAACCAAAAGAGGCUUUAGCCAUUUUUCAUGAGUUGCAGCUCAGCAAGAAUGUGAUUCCAGAUGAGGUCACUUUUGUGAGUGCUUUGUCAGCCUGUGCUCAGUUAGGAGCAAUGGAUGUAGGUGAGCAGAUCUAUGCAAACAUAAAAAACCGAGGUGUCAAGUUAAAUUGUUAUCUCACUACCUCACUCAUUGAUAUGUAUUCUAAGUGUGGGAAUCUGGAUAAGGCUCUUGAGGUAUUUAAUUCAGUAAAGAGGAGAGACAUAUUUGUUUGGAGUGCCAUGAUUGCUGGUUUGGCAAUGUAUGGGAAGGGGAGAGCUGCAAUUGAUUUGUUCUUCAAAAUGCAAGAAGCUAGGGUCAAGCCGAAUGCUGUGACUUUUACAAAUAUACUAUGUGCUUGUAGUCAUGCCGGCUUAGUGGAGGAGGGGAGGAUGUUUUUCAAUCAAAUGGAGCCGGUUUAUGGGGUUGUGCCAGGAUUCAUGCACUAUGCUUGUAUGGUUGAUAUUCUUGGUCGUGCAGGCCUUCUGGAUGAAGCUGCUGAACUCAUAGAGAAAAUGUCAAUAACUCCUAGCGCUUCUGUAUGGGGGGCUUUACUUGGGGCCUGUAAGAUUCAUGGUAAUGUUGAGCUUGCUGAACAGGCUUGUAGCCGUUUGCUGGAAUUGGAACCAGAAAAUCAUGGUGCUUUAGUGCUUCUAUCUAAUAUAUAUGCCAAAACAGGGAAAUGGGACAAUGUUUCUGAACUAAGAAAGCGUAUGAGAGUCUCUGGACUAAAGAAAGAGCCAGGUUCUAGCUCAGUCGAGAUCAAUGGUGUAAUUCAUAAGUUUCUAGCAGCAGAUAAUUCUCACCCUCUUGGCAAGGAAAUCUAUUCAAAGCUAGAUGAGAUUAUGACAAGAUUAAAAUCCUUGGGUUAUGUACCAAACAAGUCUCACCUUUUGCAACUUGUUGAAGAAGAAGAAGUGCAAGAGCAAGCCCUAAACCUUCACAGUGAGAAGUUAGCUAUUGCAUUUGGGCUGAUUAGUGUUAAGCCAUCUCAACCUAUCCGGAUUGUGAAGAAUCUUCGUGUUUGUGGGGACUGUCACUCAGUUGCUAAGCUCAUUUCUAGGGUUUAUGAUAGAGACAUAUUUUUGAGGGAUCGAUAUCGAUUUCAUCAUUUCAGUGGAGGGCAGUGUUCAUGCAUGGAUUAUUGGUGAAUAUGAGAAAAACUAGCUGCAAGCUAUUCAUCUCAACCUAAAAAAUGGAACUUUUACUUGGUAUAACUUUGCUAUAAGUUCAGGAAGUAAAACCAGAGGCCAAGUUAUAAUUUCCCCAAAUAAUUCAUAUUAUGUCAAAAGGAGUUAAUAUUAACCACUGAAAGGUUCUCUCAUGUUCAGUCUGUCUCUUGGAGAUUAUGCUGAACCCUAUGAUGUCAAUAUGAAAGGUUAUUGCUGAGCAUUCAAUCUGCUCUCCUCUUCUUUUGGUCCAAGCUCUGUUCUUACUUUCUUCUACUUCUUAACGAAGGGAACUGACUGAUCUGCAAUCUCUAUUGCUUGAUCUGGCAAUGAAAGUUCGAUGAAGUUGUGAAGGUUUAUGUCAUCUAUGAAGCGUCUAAAUUCUUCUGAAAAUUGUCUUAAAUAAUUUUAAGUUAUUCUUGUGAUGAAACACAUCUGUGAAAGAAUGCAAUCUAGUAAUGUUACCUGGUGCAGCAUAACCAAUGGUUCCCUCCACUCCAACUGAGCUGAACUCAUUCAGAAAAGCUUCCUUACCAGAUUUUGAAAAGAGCCUUACCAAACCAUAUUCACUAACAUGAGCAAUCAGAUAAUUAUCAAGGAGAACAUUGCUUGGCUUUGGAUCGAAAUCAACCACAGAGAUUUGGCAGUGACGAUGCAGAUAAAGCAAUGCAGAAGCCACAUCAAUAGCAAUGUUUAUGCUUUCGAGAAAGUUUAAUCUUCUCAACUGCAUAUCUGCUUCCCCAGGAUGCAGCCACAUCUCCAAUUUCCCAUUCAGCAUGAACUCAUGUAUUCAUUGCCUUCAAGAUCAAUGCUUGAGCAAACUGUUUGGAUGCCUGAUAUUGGGUCAUAAGGCGACCUGAAAAUCACCCUGAUCGUCAAGAAUAUCUCUCUGCUCAUCGGAGAUCACAACACAAAAACAAAUACUGAAUAAGCAUGUUACGGCAAAAAUACAGAGACGUGUGUAUCGUGUCUAGUUAAAUAGAAUUUGUUAAUAACUGUUAAAAUA